AUGCCCGUGAAAUGCUGUUUCUACAGGUCGCCGACGACAGAAACAGUGGCGUGGUGUGAAAACAUGGACACUCUCUUAGCCAACCAAGCCGGUCUCGAGGCUUUCCGAACAUUCCUGAAAUCAGAGUUCAGUGAAGAGAAUGUUGAGUUCUGGCUUGCCUGCGAGGACUUCAAGAAAACGGAAAGCACAGAAAAAAUCGCUUCCAAAGCCAAGACGAUCUAUUCUGAAUUCAUUGAGGCUGACGCCCCUAAAGAGAUUAACAUUGACUUCAGUACCAGGGACCUCAUCUCAAAGAACGUCGCAGAGCCCACUCUCAAGUGCUUUGACGAGGCUCAGAAGCUAAUCUACAGUCUCAUGGCCAAGGAUUCUUUCCCUCGGUUUCUAAAGUCAGAGAUUUAUAAGAAACUGGUAGAGAGCAAACAGGUUGGAAAUCACAAAAGAUGGCUCCCUUUCUUGUAA
Miniopterus natalensis is the source of this 459-nucleotide messenger RNA. RefSeq names its product regulator of G protein signaling 21 (gene RGS21). NCBI's taxonomy places the organism in Eukaryota, Metazoa, Chordata, Mammalia, Chiroptera, Miniopteridae. The record is from RefSeq and is a predicted model, not a curated record.